UAGAUUACUGGAGCUUACUAUCAUUUUGGUGUUAAGUUUCGUCGAAAGCUGCUUAAACAGGCUUCAGGUCUCAGGUUUCCGCAUUUGGAUUUCAUUAUCAUCUCGUCAGUAAAGAAAGGCGGACGAAGUUAGGUCUUCGCCAGUUCCGAUCUGCCGCUGAGUGGAGCCAUGGAAAAUUUGUCGACUCAACAUCAGGACUGAUUUUCACUUUUCGUUUUUUCCUGUUACUGUGACACCGUGUUGGCAACGGAUCAGACAUAGAAGGUGCGCGUCCCACUGCAGUAAUUGGCGGAGAACGGAUCAAUCGGGUGAACAUAUGUACCGAGUCAUGGAGCGCACGUAUGGCUUGAUUGUGCUUUUGGCCGUUCUCUGUGGAAACGCCUGGUCAGCGUCGCACGGUUUGCCUCCGGGGCCCAGUCCCCGGGAAGCGGAACUGCUCAAUAACAACUUUUUUCGGCGACUCCGGGAAAUGAUCAUGGAACGGGCCUACGAGGAUGCAUUCAAUGAGGUUCCGGAAGACGCGCCUCAGCCACUGAAACCAGUCGACACGUCACAUCUCGACAGUCCACCGAGGCCACGAGCAGUGGAGAACUGGCCAAUGAUGACGCACGAAUUCGGUCAGGUGACAGCCGUUUCGGUGAACCGUGAAGGCAACCCGGUCAUCUUUCACCGUGGUCAUCGCGUUUGGAAUGCAGAAAGCUUCAACGAUACCAACUACUUCCAACAGAUCGCGGACGGUCCCAUUGAAGAUAGUACGAUUUUAACACUCAGUGCCGCUACGGGAGAGGUAAUCGACGAAAGUGGCAGUGGCAUAUUCUACAUGCCGCACGGAAUGACGAUCGAUAAAAAUGGGAACAUGUGGCUAACGGAUGUCGCAUUGCAUCAGGCUUUCAAAUUCAUGCCAGGUCACGACUAUCCCAGCAUAACGAUUGGUCGACGGUUUGAGCCCGGUUCUUCGCGGAGUCACCUGUGCAAGCCAACGGCAACGGCGGUAGCUACGACCGGGGAAGUGUUCAUCGCCGAUGGAUACUGCAAUAGUCGUCUGUUGAAAUUCAAUGCCGCCGGACGACUAAUCAGAGUGAUUCCUCAACCACCGGAGUUCUUGUCCCUACAGGUCCCACACGGACUAACACUUCUGGAGCACCUAGACCUAAUCUGCAUCGCCGAUAGGGAAAAUAUGCGAGUUGUUUGCCCUAAGGCUGGCCUUAGGUCAUCUUUCGGAGAGGGAACUCAAGCGGCAACAAUUCAGGAACCGGAUCUUGGCCAUGUAUACGAUGUUGCCGCUUACGGUGAUCUGGUGUAUGCUGUGAAUGGUCCUACGGCCGACAUGAUUCCAGUGCGGGGAUUUACUAUCGAUCCACGAUCGGAGACUAUCAUCGACCACUGGGGCAAGUUCGAUAAUCCGCACUCGAUCGCGUUCUGUCCCAACGGGUCCGCCAUGUAUGUGACCGAAACUGGACCAAACAAGGUGUGGAAGUUCGAGCUAGUGUAAGAAGCAAGACCACACAUAAACAUACUGUUGAACCCAUACUGAUGUGAAUGAAUUAUAAUGUUUAUAGAAAUAAUUACAAUGGUAACAAAAGAAGUGUAUAUCUUACUCGUAUGAGCUGUCUACACAAUUGAUACAAUAUUCUUACAAAAAAUUUAUAUCCAGCCAGAUUUAGAAGUGUACCAAUAGAGUCAUCAAAAGUUGGCGAAGUAAAGCAGACAGAUAGAGUUGCAAUUCCAGCCGCAUGUUAAAACUUUCGUUGUUGUAAAACGUUUUGGGGGUCAUCAUUAUCUCAGUAUUUCUGUUUGUAUUGCUCUUAGUGUCAACUCGAUUUAUAAAAUCGAUCAUGUUCUUGAGCGCUUAGUUUAUCCCAUGUACAUUUAGCAAUCAAAACAAUGAUAGCGGAUUGGUAAAAAUCCACAUUAGACAUACUAUGGUGAUUCGUAUAGAGGGUGUUGGAACAGGUCACAUGUAACCGCACCCGCAGAGUAAAUCACAAUAUCAAAAUGAAUCUAGAAUGCUGCGUCAGUGGCGCUGGUGUGUAAUAAACAUUUAUACGUAGUAUGAA
Malaya genurostris is the source of this 2057-nucleotide messenger RNA. RefSeq names its product peptidyl-alpha-hydroxyglycine alpha-amidating lyase 2 (gene Pal2). The transcript is spliced from 5 exons. Gene Ontology annotation, molecular function: protein binding; catalytic activity. Gene Ontology annotation, cellular component: membrane; extracellular region. The record is from RefSeq and is a predicted model, not a curated record. Lineage: Eukaryota; Metazoa; Arthropoda; Insecta; Diptera; Culicidae. Gene Ontology annotation, biological process: peptide metabolic process. Bases 317 to 1492 code for a protein of 391 amino acids.